GCUGACCCGCAGGGCUGGAGGCUGGUGCUCGAGCGCCUUCUUGUCCUGCUGCAGCCCCGCCACAAAGAGAGGAGCGGCGGCCACUCUCGCGGCCCCCGGUGCAGCCCCGGGGCUGGAAGCUGAUCUGCAGCCCCGACCCAGCAUUUAUCCCUCUCCCCCCGCGCCCGCCCGCCCGGCCUCCCUUGCAUCGGCGAAUGCGGGCACCGGGGCUGCUCUUUGCUCCGGGAACGGAUUGAUCGCUUUGCUGCUUUGGGCUGCGAGGCAGAAGUGCGCGGCUCGCCUCCUUGGGCUGCUCCCGCCGCUCGUGCGCUCGGGGAAAUAAUGAAAAAAGCGUGCGAAGGAUCUUGAUCAGAGACUUGGGAAUUGAGAUAAAGGCACUAACUAGGCUCAUGUUUUCGCCUGAUCAAGAAAAUCAUCCAUCCAAAGCACCAGUGAAGUAUGGUGAACUGAUCGUCUUAGGGUACAAUGGCUCUCUUCCAAACGGAGACAGAGGAAGAAGAAAAAGCAGAUUCGCUUUAUUUAAAAGGCCCAAAGCCAAUGGGGUGAAACCAAGCACUGUGCAUAUUGCCUGUACGCCUCAGGCAGCAAAGGCAAUAAGCAACAAGGACCAGCAUAGUAUAUCCUACACCUUGUCUCGAGUUCAGACAGUGGUGGUUGAAUACACGCACGACAGCAACACGGAUAUGUUUCAGAUUGGCCGAUCAACAGAAAGCCCAAUAGAUUUCGUAGUGACGGAUACUGUUCCUGGCAGCCAAAGCAAUUCAGAGACUCAGUCUGUACAGAGCACCAUCUCAAGGUUCGCCUGCAGGAUUAUAUGUGAACGAAAUCCUCCUUUCACAGCAAGAAUAUAUGCUGCUGGAUUUGACUCCUCCAAAAAUAUUUUCCUCGGGGAGAAAGCUGCCAAGUGGAAGACCUCUGAUGGGCAAAUGGAUGGAUUAACCACAAAUGGAGUCCUCGUUAUGCAUCCACGGAAUGGCUUCACUGAAGACUCCAAGCCAGGGGUGUGGAGGGAGAUAUCCGUAUGUGGGAAUGUGUUCAGCCUCCGCGAAACGAGAUCUGCUCAGCAGAGAGGCAAAAUGGUUGAAAAUGAAACCAACCAACUCCAGGAUGGCUCACUGAUAGACCUCUGUGGGGCAACCCUGCUGUGGCGCACGGCGGAAGGUCUUUCCCGCACUCCAACAGUGAAGCACCUGGAAGCUCUAAGACAGGAAAUCAAUGCGGCGAGGCCUCAGUGCCCUGUGGGCUUUAACACGUUAGCCUUUCCAAGUAUGAAGAGGAAAGAUGUUGUAGAUGAAAAGCAACCUUGGGUUUACCUGAACUGUGGCCAUGUCCAUGGCUACCAUAACUGGGGGAACAAAGAAGAGAGAGAUGGGAAGGAUCGAGAAUGUCCAAUGUGCCGAUCGGUUGGCCCCUAUGUGCCUCUCUGGCUGGGAUGUGAAGCUGGAUUUUAUGUGGAUGCCGGACCUCCAACUCAUGCAUUCAGCCCCUGUGGACACGUCUGCUCAGAAAAGACAACUGCCUAUUGGUCCCAAAUCCCUCUUCCGCAUGGUACCCAUACUUUUCACGCAGCCUGCCCGUUCUGCGCACACCAGCUAUCUGGGGAACAAGGUUACAUCAGACUUAUUUUCCAAGGACCUCUUGACUAACGCACACGAGUUGCCCAAGGACUGCAUUUAAACUCAUAAACAUAAGCUAAAGGAUUCCAGUUUCAAAAGGACUGUCCUCUUAAAUCAACUCUAUUUCCUUCUCUGGGCUUUGGCAGUUUACUUUGAGAUGAAGAAUACUUUUUUUCCCUUUCUCUUUCUCUUUUGUAAUUUCAGUGAUUAAACUCCUGUGUAGAUUAAUGGAAGAUGUUUUUCUGUGUAGAAGAAAGCAACGGAGGCCAGGUGGUAGUCCUUGCCCGUCAUUCCCUCUUUCUUUUUUUUUUUGUGAUGGGAAAGAUUAAAAUUCUUUGCCUUCAAUGUAAUGUUUUGAAGUACAUGCCUUCGAUAUCAAAAAGUCUCCUUUUUUAUAUAGUGUAUAACUAAGGGUAAACGUGAUCAGUUCAAAAGGGUAUUAAUUUACAGCUUGGAUGCAGCCAUUGUGUAAAAUAGAGCAUUAUGUAUGUAUGGUGACUUUUUUUUUCCUAUUUAUCUUUAUUAUGAAAAAAAAAUUAUCCUAGAUGAAUUGGAUAGGCUAGCACGGUAGUGGAGUGUUGCAUCCGUUGACUGGAUGUGUAGAUUAGUUCUGGGCCAGGAAAGGGUAGGAGAAGGGGGGAAAUGGAAAUGGCUUUUUAAAAAGUCUAAAACAAGAUUGACUUGAUAGAAAAGCAGAAAGGUUUUCAACAAAAUUAAUGCAAGUGACGUUGAUGUGCUGUUUCUUUCUUCCUUUUUUACGAAAAGUGCUUAACCACAUGUUGGAUAAUUCCAAUAAAGCCUUGCUUCUUCUUCUUCUUCUUCUUCUUUUUUCUUCCUCUCUUUUCUCUGUCUGGUCAAACUGUAACAAAUGAACUGGUCACAUGGAAUUUACCUGGUAUUGGAAUAUGCAAUUUACCCUCAAUGAAUUUUUUUCUUCUCUCCGUGUUAACUGUUCUGUGGGGGGAGGGGGCUGUUGGGGGUUUUGGCAUUUGCAACACUGAAGGGUUUAUGUUUAUUUAAAUAAAACAAAAAUAACCAAGUUUA
This is a messenger RNA of Eublepharis macularius, 2660 nucleotides long. RefSeq names its product pellino E3 ubiquitin protein ligase 1 (gene PELI1). Gene Ontology annotation, molecular function: protein binding; ubiquitin protein ligase activity. Bases 390 to 1646 code for a protein of 418 amino acids. The record is from RefSeq and is a predicted model, not a curated record. Gene Ontology annotation, biological process: regulation of Toll signaling pathway; protein K48-linked ubiquitination. The transcript has 7 exons. NCBI's taxonomy places the organism in Eukaryota, Metazoa, Chordata, Lepidosauria, Squamata, Eublepharidae.